Molecule: messenger RNA, 1065 nt
Organism: Candidozyma haemuli
Lineage: Eukaryota; Fungi; Ascomycota; Pichiomycetes; Serinales; Metschnikowiaceae
Gene: WOR2
Product: Zn(II)2Cys6 transcription factor WOR2
Exons: 1
Coding region: 1-1065 (354 amino acids)
Biological process (GO): regulation of DNA-templated transcription
Molecular function (GO): zinc ion binding; DNA-binding transcription factor activity, RNA polymerase II-specific
Source: RefSeq, a predicted model, not a curated record
AUGCCCAAGCUUCCGUCGGUAUCAGAGUUGAUGGUGGGCGCCCUGCUCUCCUCAGUGCUAGACCGCUCCUCAAACCACAACUCUUCCAGGCACCUGGCCCUGAGCCCUCGCUCGGCUUUACCUGUGCUGCUGCCUCAUGACAAAUACCUCCAAAAAGAUCCUCCUCCUCCUCUGGCUCCUAUGCCAGUGGUACCGAACACUUUGCCUCACCCUCGAUCCAGAGGCACCUCUUUUCUGGGACCUAUAUCCGCCCCUUCCCGCCCGGCAGACUAUUUUUCUCCAAAUCAUCCGGUGCAACUCCCACCACCACAGGUGACUCCUCAUCCACAACAUCCGGGUAUCAGUCAACACCUGCUGCACGAACAACAGCCCCAUGUCGAGUCACCCUUACACGUGCUGCUGCCGAAACAGUCGAGAGCAUCUCUGCUUUCACAUCCUCCCCACUUCCAGCAUCAACACCCACCACAACAGCAACAACAGCAGCAACCUCAACCUCAACCUCAACCUCAGCAACAACAACAUCCCCCACAGCAUCAGCAGCAUCAGCAUCAGCAUCUACCCCCACAACACCCUCAUGCACCUUAUCAACAGAACUAUCCUGGCGCACCCAGCAGCGUGCCGCCUCCACAGCCACAAAUGAUGGGCCCUGUGCCCGGCGUAGUGAUGCAACCUCACGUUUACCAGCAGAUGCCAAACAACGUGAACCCUUACUAUAACGUCGGGCUUCCGCCACUCAUGCCUACAGUGAUGCCACCUCAGUAUGGCAAGCCUGUUUAUGGUCCACCGCCACCUGGCCAGGCCCCAAGGCACGCUGAGCUUGAACAGAACAAUGCGUUGGUGAACAAGCGCCGGAUCAUCAAAAGAAGAACUCGCACCGGGUGCCUUACUUGUCGCAAACGCCGGAUCAAGUGUGACGAGCGUAAACCACAUUGCUACAACUGUGAAAGAUCUAAGAAACUUUGUUUAGGCUACGAGAUGGUGCCUCAGCAAGGCAAGCGCCGCAACCUGGAGAAUCUGAACAAGUCAGACAAGGAUAGACGAUCAUCAGUAUAUGACUUGAUGUAA